Oryza sativa Japonica Group (Japanese rice) is the source of this 3658-nucleotide messenger RNA. Its product is annotated as probable LRR receptor-like serine/threonine-protein kinase At3g47570. The record is from RefSeq and is a predicted model, not a curated record. Gene Ontology annotation, molecular function: protein kinase activity; protein binding; ATP binding. Gene Ontology annotation, biological process: protein phosphorylation. Lineage: Eukaryota; Viridiplantae; Streptophyta; Magnoliopsida; Poales; Poaceae.
CCAAGCUACAGCUAGUCUUCCACAAACAUAACAGCAACAACAUCCAUAGUAGCGGAUAGAUGAUUCCUAUAGGAACUCUCACUCCCUCACUUCUCACUUUUGCUGUCCUGUAUGCUUUCUUGACCCUCCCAUUAAUUCCGUCACUAAGUAGCACCGCACUCGAUGAUGAAUCCAACAAGGAUCUCCAGGCCCUCCUUUGUCUCAAGUCUCGUCUCUCUAACAAUGCAAGAUCCCUAGCCUCAUGGAACGAGUCUCUCCAAUUUUGCACUUGGCCCGGUAUCACCUGCGGAAAGAGACAUGAAUCUCGUGUCACAGCACUGCACCUAGAGUCCUUAGACCUCAAUGGCCAUUUACCCCCCUGUAUUGGCAAUCUCACUUUCCUCACACGAAUUCACCUAUCGAAUAAUAGGUUGAAUGGUGAGAUCCCAAUUGAAGUAGGCCACCUACGCCGUCUAGUUUACAUAAACCUUUCUUCAAACAAUCUUACUGGUGUGAUACCAAACUCUCUAUCUUCUUGCUCUAGCCUUGAAAUACUUAAUCUUGGGAACAACUUCCUCCAAGGGGAGAUACCCCUUGGUCUGAGCAACUGUUCAAAUCUCAAAAGAAUCGUCCUCCAUGAAAACAUGCUUCACGGUGGCAUUCCUGAUGGGUUCACCGCGCUCGACAAACUUUCGGUUUUGUUUGCCCAUAGCAACAACUUGUCAGGUAACAUUCCUCAUUCACUUGGAAGCGUCUCGUCACUCACCUAUGUCGUUCUCGCAAACAAUAGUCUUACUGGAGGUAUACCCCCUGUGCUAGCAAAUUGUUCAUCACUUCAGUGGCUUGACUUAAGGAAGAAUCACAUCGGUGGAGAGAUACCACCCGCUCUAUUCAAUAGCUCCUCACUACAGGCCAUAAAUUUGGCAGAAAACAACUUUUUUGGGUCCAUUCCACCUUUGUCAGACCUCUCAUCAAUUCAAUUUCUUUAUCUGUCCUACAAUAAUCUCUCAGGUAGCAUACCAUCUUCUCUAGGCAACUCCACUUCACUUUACUCACUUCUGCUUGCAUGGAAUGAAUUGCAAGGAAGUAUUCCAUCGAGUUUAAGUAGAAUUCCGUACUUAGAAGAACUGGAAUUCACUGGGAACAACUUGACAGGAACAGUUCCACUCCCUCUCUACAAUAUGUCAACACUCACAUUCCUUGGCAUGGCAGAAAAUAAUCUGAUAGGAGAAUUACCACAAAAUAUUGGGUAUACUCUUAAAAGCAUCGAAAUGUUCAUUCUGCAAGGAAACAAAUUCCAUGGUCAAAUUCCCAAAUCAUUGGCCAAAGCAACAAAUCUUCAAUUGAUUAAUCUCAGAGAAAAUGCAUUCAAAGGUAUUAUUCCUUAUUUUGGGUCCUUACCCAACUUGACCAUUCUCGAUCUAGGUAAGAACCAGCUUGAAGCUGGAGAUUGGACUUUCCUCCCAGCAUUAGCACAUACACAGCUGGCCGAAUUAUAUUUAGAUGCAAAUAACCUUCAAGGAAGCCUGCCAAGUUCCACUGGUGAUCUUCCACAAAGCAUGAAAAUAUUAGUUUUGACAUCCAAUUUCAUCUCUGGCACCAUACCACAGGAGAUAGAACAACUCAGAAACCUCGUACUGCUUCAAAUUGACCAUAAUUUGCUGACAGGCAACCUUCCUGACUCACUUGGAAAUCUUUCAAACUUACUCAUUCUAAGCUUAGCACAAAACAGUUUUUAUGGGAAAAUCCCACUUUCAAUUGGUAAACUAAAUCAGUUAACUGAGCUUUACCUGCAAGAUAACUCUUUCAGUGGACUCAUCCCCAAGGCCUUAGGACAAUGCCAAAAACUAGAUAUACUAAAUCUUUCUUGUAACUCCUUGGAAGGAACAAUACCAAAGGAAUUAUUUACUAUUUCCACACUUUCUGAAGGUCUGGACCUCUCACACAACAGACUCUCUGGACCUAUACCAGUGGAAGUUGGUAGUUUGAUUAAUCUUGGCCCCCUCAAUAUUUCAAACAACAAAUUGUCAGGAGAAAUUCCCUCAGCUCUAGGUGAUUGUGUCCGUCUUGAGUAUCUCAACAUGGAGGGGAAUGUUCUUAAUGGGCAAAUUCCUAAAUCUUUUUCUGCACUGAGAGGCAUCAUUCAGAUGGAUCUUUCUCGGAACAACUUAUCUGGUCAAAUUCCAGAGUUUUUUGAGACUCUGAGCUCUAUGGUGCUUCUUAAUUUGUCAUUCAACAACCUAGAGGGACCCAUACCAUCCAAUGGGAUCUUCCAAAAUGCAAGCAAGGUUUUUCUCCAAGGGAACAAGGAGUUGUGUGCCAUCUCACCACUACUGAAAUUGCCACUUUGUCAGAUAUCUGCUUCUAAAAACAACCACACUUCCUAUAUUGCAAAGGUAGUAGGGCUCAGCGUUUUCUGUUUGGUAUUUUUGUCAUGUUUAGCAGUGUUUUUUCUGAAGAGAAAAAAAGCUAAAAAUCCAACAGACCCAUCAUAUAAGAAAUUGGAGAAACUCACAUAUGCUGAUUUAGUCAAAGUAACGAACAACUUUUCUCCAACCAACUUAAUUGGUUCGGGGAAAUAUGGAUCAGUAUAUGUUGGUAAAUUUGACGCCGAAGCACAUGCAGUUGCUAUCAAAGUUUUCAAACUUGAUCAACUUGGAGCACCAAAAAGCUUCAUAGCAGAGUGUGAGGCCUUGAGGAACACCCGCCAUCGCAAUCUCGUAAGGGUGAUCACCGCAUGCUCAACAUUUGAUCCGACAGGACAUGAGUUCAAAGCUCUUGUUCUUGAAUACAUGGUUAAUGGCAACCUAGAAUGUUGGCUGCAUCCAACAUCCUACAAGAAUCGUCCGAGGAAUCCAGUGAGGUUAUCUACAAGAAUAGAAAUAGCAUUGGACAUGGCUGCUGCUUUGGAUUAUCUCCAUAACCGUUGCAUGCCACCUAUUGUCCAUUGUGAUCUGAAGCCAAGCAAUGUCCUUCUGGAUAAUGCCAUGGGUGCACGUGUUAGCGACUUUGGAUUAGCUAAGUUCCUUCACAGCAAUAUUUCUUCGACAAGUGAUAGGUCUACAAGCUUACUGGGGCCAAGAGGGUCUAUUGGAUACAUUGCACCAGAAUAUGGCUUCGGGAGUAAAAUAUCAACAGAGGGUGAUGUUUACAGCUAUGGGGUUAUCAUCUUAGAAAUGUUGACAGGGAAGCGUCCAACAGAUGAGAUGUUUAAUGAUGGCUUGAACCUUCACCAAUUUGCCAAGGAGGCAUUUCCUCUGAAGAUUGGUCAAAUUCUAGAUCCGAGCAUCAUGCCAGAUUAUGAGAACGAAGACAAUGAUGCAAACAAUGAUCUAGACCAUGAUAAUUGUUUGAUGGAUGGAAUGCUGAACUGUGUCACGAAGCUGGUUAAGCUUGGCCUCUUGUGCUCUGCAGUGGCACCUAAAGAUCGGCCGACAAUGCAAAGCGUUUACAAGGAAGUCGCUGCAAUCAAAGAAGAAUUUUCAGCACUGCAUGGUUAAGCCAAAGGAUUAUUUCUUUUAUGUCGCACAUGCUACUAGUACAUUUUUCUUGUUUGAGCUUGUGAUAUGUCAUUUUCUCCUCUUCAGUCUUACUAGUGAAUAUUUAUGUGUGUAAUAAUGUCUGAUAACUAUGCCAGUUUGUAACAAAUAAUUAAAAUUCAGUAUUGAGCUCUUCUAUC